AUGGAUACAUUUAAAGAUAUUAUUUAUUGGAGUGAGCCAAUCAAGUCGGGUAUUGUUUCCGCUGUUUGGUUGACAUUUUUGUUAAGUUUAUCCUGCAUGUCAUUCAUUUCCGUCGUUGCUUACGCUGGGCUUGCCUUAUUUUGCUGUACAGCAGCUUGCAAACUGUAUAAUGCCGUUCUUGGUUCAAAUAAACGGGAAGCGUCAGACAAUUCAAACCAUUCAUUUCAUUCAUGGCUUGAAUAUGAUAUUCUGUUAUCUGAAGAUAAAAUUGCCCAACGUGUUGGAGCUGCAUCUGAACAGUUAUCUGAAAAAUUAAAUCAGUUACGUCGUAUGUUAUUGAUGCAAGAUUAUUUUGAAACUGUCAAGCUUGCGAUUGGCUUAUACAUACUAUCAAUUAUAGGUGGAUGGUUUAAUUUACUUACAUUGAUUAUUAUACUAUUCGUUUUGGGAUUGACGUGCCCCAGAAUUUACUUAUUAUACCAGCCUCAAUGCGAUGAAGCAUUCAAAAUGGCCAAAACGAAAGUGACAGAUAUACUUAAAAUUGUUGAAACUAAAAUUGAAAAGCUUCGUGGUUCACCAAAAAAGUAG
Schistosoma guineensis is the source of this 588-nucleotide messenger RNA. Lineage: Eukaryota; Metazoa; Platyhelminthes; Trematoda; Strigeidida; Schistosomatidae. The record is from the annotation of a GenBank genome assembly.